Rhizophagus irregularis DAOM 181602=DAOM 197198 is the source of this 432-nucleotide messenger RNA. NCBI's taxonomy places the organism in Eukaryota, Fungi, Glomeromycota, Glomeromycetes, Glomerales, Glomeraceae. The record is from RefSeq and is a predicted model, not a curated record.
AAUUGGCAGAUAUGCUACACAGUGAGGUUUUAAAAAUAAAAAAAAAAUAACAAAAUAAAAAAAGGAAAAAAAAACAACAAAAUAAAAAGAAAAAAAAUGUUAAAAAUAUGGUUGGACCAUACUCUAUAAAAAAAAGUUUACAGAGAAGUGUUAGUAUCAUAAAACCCAAAUGGUCCACCAAGAACUUACACAAUAAAGAUUUAUUUUUUUUUAUUUUUUUUUCAUUUUUAUUUUUAUUAUUAUCAUUUUUUUUUUAUCAUUUUUUAUUAUUUUAUUUUUUAUUAUUUUUUUUUAUCACUUUUUUUUAUCAUUUUUUUACCAUUCCUUUUUAUUAUUUUAAGUCUCUGGCUGAGAAUCGGCUUAUUCAUUGAUAGGCAAUUAAAUUAUUAUUUACAUAUGUAUAAAUUAUUAAGAUUUGAAGUUAUAUUUAUU